This is a messenger RNA of Panicum virgatum (switchgrass), 462 nucleotides long. RefSeq lists its product as uncharacterized. NCBI's taxonomy places the organism in Eukaryota, Viridiplantae, Streptophyta, Magnoliopsida, Poales, Poaceae. The transcript has 3 exons. Bases 34 to 441 code for a protein of 135 amino acids. The record is from RefSeq and is a predicted model, not a curated record.
UUGGUUCGUCUCCUUCCCAGUUCUCCAGAGCACAUGGCGUCAGCGGCGAUCCUCCGCUCGGCCGCCCGCUCGUUCCGGCUCCGGCGGCCGCUGGAUCAGCAGGGGUGCCUUCUCGCGCGGCGCUCCGUGGAGGGCCUGAGCCCGACCACUCGCCUCCUCGGCAGCUCCGUCCCGACAGAGGGGGAACAGAAGGAUAAAGUCCACGAGAAGACAGGAGAUAUGUAUCAAAGGUUGUCAAUGAAGAUCGACAGGCUUUCAGAUAUAAUGGAUGAGAACUCGAGGUUGCUUAAGCAAGUGGAGGCUCAGAUGAAAGAAAACAAGCAUGCUGGAGCGAUAGAUUUGACUCCGUGGCUUGUGUCCACUUUUGUUUUCUUCUCCCUAGUGUAUCUCUUGAUGAAGAACAACAGCAUGACUGACUUCAAAAAAAGAACAACAACAUGAGCUGACGUUUCCUCUGUCUAU